Messenger RNA from Oryzias latipes (Japanese medaka), 1553 nucleotides. RefSeq names its product inositol monophosphatase 1. The record is from RefSeq and is a predicted model, not a curated record. Gene Ontology annotation, biological process: signal transduction; inositol metabolic process; phosphatidylinositol phosphate biosynthetic process. Lineage: Eukaryota; Metazoa; Chordata; Actinopteri; Beloniformes; Adrianichthyidae. Gene Ontology annotation, molecular function: inositol monophosphate 1-phosphatase activity.
GUCACCACCAGAGAAUGUGUUCAUCAUCCCUGACAUGUUCACCAGCUGUUGCUGAGCAGAGCGGGGCGUGCCCUCCUGCAACACCUUUGUGAAUUAGACUCCAAUUUUUCCACUUGCCUAAUCACAUGUAUGACUACUAUAGACAAAAUAUGGCAUCUUGUUUUUUCCCCCGCUGAUUGCAGUGAAGACGCCCAUGGGGGGGGGGCGGUUCUAGUACUUUUCCCACCUUGUCAUGGGAGCUUUUUAAGGUGCCUCAUCUCUCCAGUGGAGCACUUGAAGGUUGAGCCUUUAAAGAAAAGGAGCGCCGGGAUCUGCAGGCCACCUGACGCGGUUUGAUUUAUUGCCCGCACACUCCUGAGCAAGCGCCUCUCAGAGACACAAUGGAGGACCAAUGGCAGAGGGCAUACGACUUUGCUGUUGAAGUGGCAAGGAAAGCCGGAGAGGAAAUUCGGAAAGCUGGCGAGCGUGAGAUCCGAGUCAUGACGAAGAGCUCCACUGUGGAUCUCGUCACCAAGACUGACGAGAGGGUGGAGAAAAUCAUCAUUGGGUCUCUCACAGACGAGUUUGGAGAGGGCACACACUGUUUUAUCGGGGAAGAGUCCGUGGCGAAGGGGGAGCCGUGCAUCCUGACUGACAAACCCACGUGGAUCAUCGACCCGGUGGACGGCACCACAAACUUUGUACACGGGUUUCCAUUUGUGGCUGUGUCCAUCGCCUUUGCAGUGAAUAAACAGUUGGAGUUUGGCGUUGUUUACAGCUGCUUGGAAGACAAGAUGUACAAAGCAAGGAAGGGGAAGGGAGCUUUCUGCAACGACCAACAGAUCCAGGUGUCCGAUGUGAAAGAUAUCCACAAGUCUAUCAUUAUUUCUGAGCAUGGAACUGACAGAAGCCCUGAAAAAGUGACCAAGACCUUUUCAACUAUGCAGAAGAUCCUCUGUAUCCCAGUUCAUGGGCUCCGGGGGUCAGGAACAGCGGCCACCAACAUGUGUCUGGUGGCGACCGGGGCAGUGGAAGCUUUCUUUGAGAUUGGCAUCCACUGCUGGGACAUUGCAGCCGGAGCCGUGAUUGUCCAAGAGGCCGGAGGAAUACUUCUAGAUGUUGACGGGGGACCGUUAGAUUUAAUGUCCCGACGGAUGGUUUCAGCAAACAACGAGACCAUCGCUAAACGGAUCAUCAAGGAAAUCGAAAUCUUCCCAGUGGUGAGGGACGACGCUCCUGCAGAGAAGCAAUGAGAAGAAAAGCUGUCCACACUGAAUGUCAAAAUGGACUAGAAAAUGAUAACAGUAUUUUUUUAAUGUAUGUUUUUCCCGAAUAAAGUUACUGAGCUGCAAUCAGCUGUCAUUGUCUAAAGCUGAACCCUCGUGUUCCCCUGGAGGCUCAUUUCGUCUAUUAAUAUCAGCUCACUUUGAUUGCCUCUCUGCGAUUGUCUGCGAAACAUUUUGAUUGAAGAGGGAAACGGCUAUAAUUUAACACUUAGCUAUUUCCUGCACAAUUUUCCCCUCUCUUCUGCAUUUUGCCAUCUGCUGUAACAAUAAAUGUGUUUUUUUUCCAAA